Molecule: messenger RNA, 819 nt
Organism: Phymastichus coffea
Lineage: Eukaryota; Metazoa; Arthropoda; Insecta; Hymenoptera; Eulophidae
Product: chymotrypsinogen B-like
Exons: 4
Coding region: 1-819 (272 amino acids)
Biological process (GO): proteolysis
Molecular function (GO): serine-type endopeptidase activity
Source: RefSeq, a predicted model, not a curated record
AUGUCUUUGAAACUUGUACUUUUCUGUUUCUUCGUUGCAUCAUCAUCUGCAGCCAAACGUUUGCCUCGUCUGGCCGGUGGCGAAGACGCUAAACCAGGUCAAUAUCCUUACCAAGUCAAUCUAUACUACAAGUCCUUACUCGAGACUAGAUACCCAAUCGCUUUUGGAGGUGGAGCUAUUUUAAACAAACAAUGGAUCCUGACAGCUGCUUACAAUAUUCAGAAUCUCAAAAAUACUGUCGUGAAAGCUGGAAACAUCUACUUAAACAAAUCAUCGAAAUCCGAACAAAUAUCCAACGUCGCUAAUGCUUUUGUUCAUCCUAAAUAUCAAAAUCCUACUGGACCUUAUGAUAUUGCUUUAAUAAAAUUGGAAACACCUCUGGAAUUCAAUGAAUUUGUAAAGCCGAUUGACUUGCCGCAAAUCGGUAGUCAUCCACAGGGCUUUGGAGUUCUUACUGGACUCGGUUCACUUACACACAUGACGCAACUUAUAUUGGCUAAGACUCUACAAGCUCUAACAUUGCCGAUCAUAAGCAACGAUGAUUGUCAGUACGCAAUUGACGCCGCAUUGGGUGCUGGCCAAUUUGAUUUUUUCGGUGACGACCUUGCAUUCUGUACUGGAUCAACUGAAACAAAUCAAGGAUAUUGUUUGCACGAUACUGGCAACCCGCUUGUGAUUGAGGAAAAUGGUAAAAAAGUAGUUGCUGGCGUGGCUACUUUUGGAUUUGCAGCUGACUGUACAACACCCAAUACACCAUCUAUUUACACUCGAGUAUCUGCAUUCAAUGAUUGGAUCCAUGAAAUUAUGAGCGAGUUUUAG